Molecule: messenger RNA, 288 nt
Organism: Caenorhabditis remanei
Lineage: Eukaryota; Metazoa; Nematoda; Chromadorea; Rhabditida; Rhabditidae
Exons: 2
Coding region: 1-288 (95 amino acids)
Source: RefSeq, a predicted model, not a curated record
AUGCACUAUAAACUUUUGCUUGCUUUGUUCGUUCAGUCGUCUGUGACAUUUAUAUUCUUCCUUAUUCCAGUCAUCAGUGCUAUUGUUCUCGUUUUGACUGGUUAUCAAAAUCAAGUCUACAAUAAUAUCAUUGUGCUUGCAGUAGCAAUUCAUGGAAUUGCAUCCACAUUGAUCAUGGUUGUUGCUCAUACGCCAUAUCAAGAAUUCGUGUUCUGGCCGUUCAAUCGAAAUCGGAAAAGACCUGCAACUAUUGUUGUUUCAAUUCAUCCAUCUUUCAGACUUGUCUGA